AUGGCUUCCAGGGGUGGUGGAUCCAUAGGCCGAGGUGCAGGCAGGGCUCAGGGCAGCGCACCGGGAUCUCCACCACGACAUAUGCAGGGGCGAGUAGGGGAUGGACCGGGUGGAGCCGGCGCGAUCUUCGUUGGGGGGUUGCUUACCGUACCGGCGCCGAGCUCUCGUCACUCUUUCCAUUACGACGGCCCUCGGCCCCCUCCUUCGGGGAAGACGCCGACGCAGCCGGAGAGCGGCAGUGAGGAGGAGGAUGAGGAGGAGGAUGGUGAGGGCGAGAAGGAGGAGGACACUGAGGGGAGCGGGGAUGACAGCGAGGCGGCGUGGGACCCAGAGACGCAUGGCAGUGGGGAGGGGGGAGAUGAUGAUGAUGAAGACCACGAGAUGGAUGGGUUGGAGCCAGAGGGGCGGGAGGAGGAGGUGGGAGAGGGUGGUGGAAGGGCGGCGACAGAGGCGGGAUCACAGCAUGUGCGUGAAGGGGGAGGGAGCGUGGGGGUUAAGGUGGGGGGGGGAAAGGCCGUGACCAUUAGGGAGCCGAGGCAGAGGAAGAAAGCGAACAAGUUGAGAGAGCGGGCGUAUCCCUGCACGUUCACUGGGGAGCCCUUGGGCGAGGGUGUGAUCGCUCCCGAGUUCCUAGACGAGGACGGAGGGUCCGAGAGUAGUAAGGGGACUGGCAAGGGUAAUAGGAAGCCGGGGUGGCAAGUUAUGAUGUUCGGACCGUUAGGGGCAGACGAUAAGCGUCAGUGCAAGAUUUGCACAGACAGGAUUUCGUGGAAGAAAUCCACAACAACCCCGGGCGAGCGGCACUUUGCGAGCUUCCACACUGCGCACAUGCAUGUGUGGCAUCACCGUUACCACACCCCGUCCGUUCACUUGCCAGGGGAGACGUUUCCCCGAGGGGGCUACAAGGGAGUGCCGGAUGGCUACGUCUAUCAGUGGCCACAUGCCAAGACUUGGCCGCAGCUCGCCAAGGGGAAAGCGAUGGCGACUGGUGGAGGUGAUGGGUCAGGAGGGAUCGAGCGGUGGAUGACAACCAAACUGACCUCGGUGCAGCUACGGCAGGCGAUCACGAAGCUGGUGGUCACCUGCGACCUGCCCUUCCGCAUCGUCGAGGCCGAGGCUUUUCGUGAGCUACUCAUCCUGUUAAACCGCAACUGCGCGCAGAAAAACUUCAUCCCCUCGCGCUGGACGGCUUCCCGCGACACAGUGGUCUAUGCGGCUGCCGCUCUUCAGUCAGCCAUCGCGGAGAUGCUGGCGAAGGAGGGGGAGCUGGGGUGCAGGGUGUCGUUCACCAUCGACAUGUGGACGUCGCCCAACAACAGGGCGUGGCUAGUGGUAACGGGUCACUGGAUCGACGAGAAUUACCAGCUGCGCACAAUGGUGUUUGAAUUCCGCGAGAUUCACGGGCGUCACACGGGCAAGCAGAUGGCGAGGGUGGUUGAGGAGACGGUGGUGCAGUGGGGGUUGGAGACGCGUUGUCUUGGGUUCACCUCGGACAACGCCUCCAGCAACACUGCCGCUUUCAGGUGGAUGUCGGAGGAGGGUGGUGGCCAGUGCUUCUUCAACUCGCGCAUGCACUUCCGCCCGACCCUGUCCACUCCCCCUCCUAAUACCGGCACGGACAGUCCUGUUCAGUCGGCGCGAGUUUACCUUCCCGAUGUCGACCACGAGGUGUUCAAGCAUUUCCGCCGCAUAAAGGUGGACGAGGGGAAAUCGCAGCAAUACGAGUGCAGGUACUGCUGCAAUGUCUUUUCUGGCGCCGCCACCCGCUGCGCGCAGCACUUGGCGAGUUGGAGGAAGAUGAGGCGCCGCGAAGUGGCGCUAUGCAAGGAAGCCCCCUCUGAAGUACGGGCUGCCAUCCGGAAGAAGUAUGAGGCUAAGGCUGCAGCGGCAGAUCAGCGCCGCCAGGCGACAUCGGAUGCCAUUGCGUCGGUCACCAGCGGCGGAAAGAGGAGCCGCAUUACUGACUACUUGGAGACGGAUGCGGCAGCUGCGAAGCGCGAUGCACACGAGGCGUUGGCGCUGAUGUUCGCGGCGUGUCGAAUCUCGGAGCGCGUGGCGGAGCACCCUCUCUUCAUCAACGCCGUUUGUGCCAUUAGGGACUCCGGCACAGGAUACGCCCCCUCGACGAGGACGUUCAUCGGCGGGGCGGGCUUGCGACUCUGUUGCGAGAACAUCGACAGAGGGCUUUCUGGAGUGAAGGCGAGCUGGAAGCGGACCGGCGUGACAAUUUCUUCUAAUAUGAUGACUGAUAAGAACGGUCACCCCCAGGCGAACGUGUUUCUCGUCAACGAGAGCGGUGCGGUGUUCAAGGACAGCGUGGACUGUCGCAUGGAGACCAAAACCGGCGGUUAUGUCGCCAGCAUCCUCAGGCCCGUGGUGGAGGAGGUCGGUCCAGAUAACGUGGUGGCAUUCUGCACGGACGGUGGGUCCAACUACGCGGUGGCGUGCAACGAGCUGAUCGCGGAAUGGCCGCACAUUCAACACGUGCCAUGCGCCACCCACGUGUUGGACCUCUUCAUGGAGGACGUCGGCAAGAUGACGUGGGCCAAGAAGGUGGUGGACACUGCGGGCGAGAUCAGCUCCUUCUCGCUUGCACAGAUGGUGGUGUCUGAUGUGUGGAAGGGUUGGGCAGUUGGGGAUAGGAAGAAGUCUGCGGAUAAGUUUGCGUCACAAGUUCUUGAUGACGCGUGGUGGCGGACGGCGGAGUUUUUCUCCAAGCUGAUGAAGCUCCCGUUCAUGGCAAUGCGUAAGACCGAUGGGGAUGCCAAGGGGAUGAUGGGCCGGAUGUAUGACGUGAUGCUGCAGUUGACCGAGGAUGUGGGGACAGUGGUGGAGGAGGAUGAGGAGCAGCUGAGCUACUCCGACAAAGUGAACAUCCGCCGCCUGCUGAAGAACAGGUGGGACGACAGCCUGGCCUGCCCCAUGCACGUUGCGGGCAGAAUUCUCAACCCGGCGAACCAGGAUGAAGACAUCUUCGGCUCAGACGCGGAGUGCACUAGGGUAACGUACAUCACUCAACACGCCGAGCACCUCUGCAAUUACGGGAAGGAGGGGGAUGAUGGGGAUGACAUUGGCGAGGUUUUGAUGGAACUGCAGGACGGGGUGAGGGCAUUUCUAGAUAUGAAGGGAAGCUUCGAGAUGGGGGAUGCAAUUGCUCAGAGGAACUUGGUCAAGCAAGGCAAGUAUGACAUGGUAAAGUGGUGGCAGUGGCACGGCACUGACGCACCAAAGCUGGCGGCCCUAGCCAUCAGGACUCUCUCUCAGCCCGUGUCGGCUUCACCAUGUGAGAGGGGAUGGUCAACGUGGGAUGGGGUGCACACGGCCCGCCGGAACCGGCUUGGCUCUGCCAAGUGCCGGGAUUUGGUUUUUGUUGCGCACAACUGGAGCGUUGUGCGCAACUGGCAUUCCCGUGCAUAUGUCAUGCCGGGUGUGGUGCUCGGGAACAUCCCGGAGCCUCCCGUGCCCGAGGGCUACAAUGUGAUGGAGGGGGACGAGGAGGAGGAGGAGGAGGGGGAAGAUGACAUUUUGGAGGAUGAGUAUGCGUAG
Closterium sp. NIES-65 is the source of this 3546-nucleotide messenger RNA. NCBI's taxonomy places the organism in Eukaryota, Viridiplantae, Streptophyta, Zygnematophyceae, Desmidiales, Closteriaceae. The record is from the annotation of a GenBank genome assembly.